Molecule: messenger RNA, 1027 nt
Organism: Engraulis encrasicolus (European anchovy)
Lineage: Eukaryota; Metazoa; Chordata; Actinopteri; Clupeiformes; Engraulidae
Gene: nubp2
Product: nucleotide binding protein 2 (MinD homolog, E. coli)
Exons: 7
Coding region: 104-913 (269 amino acids)
Biological process (GO): iron-sulfur cluster assembly
Cellular component (GO): cytosol
Molecular function (GO): 4 iron, 4 sulfur cluster binding; ATP-dependent FeS chaperone activity; ATP binding
Source: RefSeq, a predicted model, not a curated record
AGUAGUAUAGGGCGGGUCUUUCCCCGUUAGUGGUUCCCUGAGUGGAUAACGAUUGGAAGUGACGCACAAGAAUAAGGAAGAAAACUUUGAUCCGUGUGUCAGCAUGGAUGAAAAUAGUGAUCGCACAAACCUUUCCCAGGUCCGACGGGUCAUCCUUGUCCUGUCAGGAAAAGGAGGUGUCGGUAAAAGCACCAUCACCACGGAACUUGCUCUGGCCUUCCGACACGCUGGCAAGAAGGUGGGCAUACUGGAUGUGGAUCUGUGUGGACCAAGUAUUCCGAAAAUGUUGCGUGUGUGUCGGCCGGAGGUGCACCAGUGCGAGACGGGAUGGGUGCCCGUGUAUGCAGACGCGCAGCAGACCCUCGCCCUCAUGUCCAUCGGCUUCCUGCUGGAGCAUCCCGACGAGGCUGUUGUGUGGAGGGGUCCCAAGAAGACAGCUCUCAUAGGUCAGUUUGUGAGCGACGUGGCGUGGGGGGAGCUGGACGUCCUCCUGGUGGACACACCCCCUGGGACGUCAGACGAGCACCUGGCCGUGCUAGAGAACCUCCGCAAACACAGAGUCGAUGGAGCCGUGCUGGUCACCACCCCUCAGGCCGUGUCAACUGGUGAUGUUCGGCGUGAGAUUACCUUUUGCAAGAAGACUGGUAUACGCAUCCUCGGCCUUGUGGAAAACAUGAGCGGCUUUGUCUGUCCACACUGCUCUGAGUGCAGUAAUAUAUUUUCUAAAGGUGGGGGUGAAGAACUGGCAAAAUUGACAGAAUCUGAGUUUUUGGGUGCCGUGCCAUUGGAUCCGUUGCUGACCCGCUCUCUUGAGGAGGGCACAGACUUCCUUGAGGCGUUCCCAGAUAGCGCCACCUUCAGUUCCAUCAAUGCUAUUGCAACCACAUUACUGACAAAGCUACAGGACAACUGAGUUGACUGCUUCAGUUACAUUGUAGUUACAUUGUCUCAUAAUCACUUCUCUGUGCAGGUGUAAUAUAUUUCUGCUUGUAUUUUGGGUUUUUAAAUUAAAGUUUUUUGUAAAUAA